AAGAGGAGACAGUUUGAUGAUUUCCCCGAUUCUCCACACUGGAUUCGUGCAGUCGCUUGGUUUGAGCGGGUAGUUAUCCGGCCAUUGCGUCAUAGUUCAAUUGCAUGUAUUGUGGCAUACGGAGUAAACUCGGAAGAUUUCCAUGUUCUUCGUUCCGUUUUUAGUUUUACGAGUGGGAUGAUCGACGGAAAAGCUGUCAAAGUAGUGGAGUGGCGUGACUGGCGAUGAUGUCGAAUGUACCUCAUUUAAGGGAACAACAAUCACGAUAUUAGUUGGGAAUCCGUGCUAUUGUAAACACAUCAAACCAGACUGUCGUUGCACAAAUCGAGGGUAAUCGUGAGCACCUCUACGACUACGAAGUAUACCGUACCUACGACUGAAUCCAUAUACCCCCAACUCAACAUGAAGUCCAUCCUCAUCGUUGGCGGAACCCGCAAUCUGGGGAAAGCACUUUGCACACAUUACACGAGAGAGCCAAAUACCACUGUGUAUGCCACCGCGCGAUACGGCCAACCGACUCACCAUCCGCCGAACGUCCACUGGAUCAGUGGAGUUGACAUUUCCCACGACAACGCCGGCUACAAAGUGGCACUCGGCUGGAGCGGCGAAAUCCCCAUCGACAUCGUCUACAUCGUCGCGACCGGCUCCCACAGCCACUUCGUCCCGGAGACGCUGGAGAAUCCGAACCUCGAAGCAGAACUGAACAUGUACAAGACCUUCGCCAUCGGCCCGCUGCUUCUCGUCCAAAACCUCAUCCGACAAAACAUCCUCGCGAAGGGCGCUAAGGUCAUCUUCAUCGGCAACGAGGCCGGGAGCAUCGCCUUGAGGAACAAGGGCGGCGACUACGGCUACCAUGGAAGCCAGGCCGCGUUGAACAUGACUGCACGGCUGCUGAGCUUCGAUCUCAAGCCGAAGGGCAUCGCCGUGGGCGUCAUCUAUCCGGGUCACAUGAAAUUGCUGGGCGAGCAUAAGCACACGAUACACGGCGAUGAGGUUGCCCCAGCGGUGGCGUCGAAGGCCGUGGUGGAGUUCGUGGAAAACGAGUUUAACCUGGAGAAGUCUGGACAGCUAUGGGCUGCCAGAGGUUUCGCGAGCUUGCCGAACCUUGAAGGCAGUCUUGUUGAAGGCAACGCGGCGGACGAAAAGCCCAUUGAGCUUCCAUGGUAGAUAAAAAGGGUAUUAGUGGGAAUAGGAACGAUAUUUCAUCCUGUACAAAUCGUCAUAAGGCAGGUGAAUGUUGGAAGAAGCGAGGGAUAUGAAGUCAUGAAUUGCAUGGGUGAUGAUGGAUCACAUGUAUGGAAAAUCAGAAGUUGGGCCUCAGGCAGUCAGGCAGAAACCCGAGUUCGAUGAUAGGACUG
Eremomyces bilateralis CBS 781.70 is the source of this 1358-nucleotide messenger RNA. Its product is annotated as NAD(P)-binding protein. The record is from RefSeq and is a predicted model, not a curated record. The transcript has 2 exons. Lineage: Eukaryota; Fungi; Ascomycota; Dothideomycetes; Eremomycetales; Eremomycetaceae. Bases 403 to 1167 code for a protein of 254 amino acids. Gene Ontology annotation, molecular function: oxidoreductase activity, acting on the CH-OH group of donors, NAD or NADP as acceptor.